AUGCAGCUUUCUAAGCUUCUUCUUGCAACUGGCCUUUUCACCACCUCGAUCAUUGCUGCCCCCGUUCCUAACGACGACUGGACCAUUGAGAACAUGAAGCGGGUCUGCAACCACGAAGACACCUCAUGCACCUGGACCUUCGGCAUCAACCGUGGAAUCGGUAUUACCUCUUGCACCUAUGUUGUAAAGGGCGCUGGAGCCUCUCACGCCAGUGGAGGCCCUAAGAAGUGCGGCAAAUUCAGCAUCUCCUCAGGCUGGAGCGGCCAGUUUGACCCUGAAAACGGCUUCACUGUCCUGAGCGUUGUCGACGACACAACCGGCAAGCUUAUCUGGCCCUCCUACGAUGAUAAUGAGCUUAAGGAUGGAAACGUCGUCAAUCCUGACAAGACCUACACUUCCACCAUCAUUGCUUGA
Molecule: messenger RNA, 414 nt
Organism: Penicillium paradoxum
Lineage: Eukaryota; Fungi; Ascomycota; Eurotiomycetes; Eurotiales; Aspergillaceae
Exons: 1
Coding region: 1-414 (137 amino acids)
Source: RefSeq, a predicted model, not a curated record